AUGGAAGAAAAAAUUAAGUUACUCUUUUAUUUUAAAAUAAUCACACUGCUGCUUUUAAUUUGGAUAUGUAAUUUUUACAAUUAUAUGGUUAUCCAAAAUAAAUAUUUGGAUAAGGGGAACUAUAUAGAUGAAAAAGUAUGGACAAGAACUAAUCGUUUACUAGCAAAGCAUAAGUAUGGAAAGUGUUCAAAUAUUGUAUGGAUAAAACACGAAAUUCCAUAUAAUGGAGAAUACGAAAAGAAAGAUAUGUCUAAUAAUGAAAAAGUAUCUACAGGAAAAUAUAAACUUCUAAACGAAUGUUCAUUAAAUAAUAAGAGAGACUACGGGAAAUCUGGGAGAAGUAAGUCUUCUGCUAGAAACGCAAGAAAUUCAUAUUUUGGAAAAAGAAUGUUAGAUAAAAUAUACUAUAAAAAUAAGUUGAGGGCUGCUAUAAAUUCAGAUUUUAACUUUUUGAGAAAGGAUAUAUCACAAAAAGUAGUGAUGCUUACUGUUUUAUAUAGCUUUACAAUAAUAUUUGCAUUACUAAUAUUUAUUUUAAGAUAUAUAUUUUUAAAGAAAGGUGAACAAUUUGGAAUAUCAAAUAGUUUAAAUAUACAUAGCACAAGUAUAGCUUUAUUGGUAAUCGCGAUUAUAGUUAUACCAGUAAUGAUUUAUAUCGGCAAAAAAAUGUUAUGUAAUGUAAAGUAUAUAUAUAAAAAGUGUGAAAUAAAUAACACAGCAUAUCCUUCUUUCAGUAAAGUACUUUUUUUGUAA
Plasmodium malariae is the source of this 753-nucleotide messenger RNA. RefSeq names its product Plasmodium exported protein, unknown function, pseudogene. The transcript is spliced from 2 exons. Lineage: Eukaryota; Apicomplexa; Aconoidasida; Haemosporida; Plasmodiidae. The coding region runs from base 1 to 753 and encodes 250 amino acids. The record is from RefSeq and is a predicted model, not a curated record.